AUGCCGUUCCCUAAAUCUCCGUGCCUCGACAUCACGAGCGAUGCAGCCUUACCCAGUGGCAGAGGAAUGAGAGAGCAACACCAUUACUCCUCUUCUUCCACAACUCCAUCUCGAUUACAGUGGACACAGUCCAUCCUUCUACUGCAUUCCAUCCAUCUACCGCACAGCCAAGCCGAUCGAGUCUUUGAAAACGCCGGGAAGCACGUUCCUGAGCCAACUGCAUCUGAAACUUUUGACUUCACGCACACUUGCGAAACUGCAGUUGCCAUCCCGCUUGCGAGGCCUGGUGACUAUGUUCUACUUAUGUCUAUUACACAAAAUUUAUAUGUAAAAUGUACUAUACCCGAUUUGAGUGUGCAGAAAUUGGACAGUAAGUUAAUACAAAGAAAACGGCAAGAUACUGUGGACAUGUGUCGAAUUUUCAACGAGGAGACCGCUCGACUAGAACAACUAAAUAACGCUAGGAAGUCUAACAGAAAUCGCAACAUUAACAAUUCGGAAGCGCCUAAUCACCGAAGGAUGAAAAGAAACGUAAACUCCCCUUACCCUGGUCUUAAAGAUGACGACAAACGGAGAAUUGAGAAUAUUGUAGACAAGCUUUACGAUGACAUGGAGGGUAACGGUCAAAAAGUCACUUACAGACAAAGACGUUUCAGCACUAUGACAACCGAAAAGGCAGUUGUAAACACUACUGCAAGACGAUUUCACUUCGCGCCGGCGGAACUAUUGGGUCCAGAGACAACAUUGACUCUUCGUCCCGAUGAACCGAUAGAGGGGAAAAUAUCUUGGCACAAACACUGGAAACACGGCAUUGUGCCUUAUUUUAUCGAUCCAAACACUUACGAUUCCUUGCUAGCAGACACGAUUAUAAAAGCCUUUGAUUAUUUUGAAAAGGCUUCUUGCAUCCGACUGCAGCGUCUGCGGGAGAGACCGACGGAUAAAAUGUCACUGCAGAAUGUCGAGUGGUUGUACAUAAGCAAUCCUUAUGGGCUAAAGCAAUGUGUGCAUAGCAAUGAACGCAAGGCCAAUAGUGGAGUACAGAUGGUAGUAUUCGGAUACGAAUGUCUAUCACUCGGAGAGAUUGUGCAUGAAGUAAUGCACAUCCUUGGUUUCUCUCAUGAACAUACAAGGCCAGACAGAGAUCAAUACGUUACGAUUAUAUGGGAUAACAUUAAGCCUGGUUACAAAAAGUACUUCGCGAUUCGACCCGACGACCCGCUGUUGAGUCUUUCUUAUGAUUAUGCAAGCGUCCUCCAUUAUCCCGCUCGGGCCUUCUCCAAGAACGGCCAAUCUACUGUACUUACCAACUCCAAUGUAAAGAUCGGACAGCGGGAAGGACUCAGCGAAACCGAUGUUCAAAAAAUAGGAAUAGUAUACGGACGAGAAUGCGUCGAACGAAAUCGCCAAUAUUUGCUCAAAACUUGUCCCAGUGUUGUGAAGAGGGACAGAGAGGAAACGAAGAAGCCAACUCAAGAUGAAAUCGAGGAAUACUUCAAAGAUCGACUCUGGCCGUAUGGAAUAGUGAAUUAUAGAAUGAGAGACCGGUUAGAAUUUUCUGCCGAAGAGAGAGAAAACCUCAAGGCGGUCAUUCGUCAUAUAGAAAAAGAGACGUGUAUACAAUUCAGAGAACUAACGUAUGACUCUGUACAAGCUGGAGAGCCAGCUUAUACCACCACGAAAAGUACUGUGUUAGAAACAACCCCAGCGAUGAGUGACAACGAGAUUAAAGAAAAUGAUUCAUCAAACGAAGAAAGCGGUGUCCAGAAAUCGUUAACACCAACAGUUUCUGAUUAUGGACAAGGUAUAAAUUCUGACGUUGUGGAACCGCCAACAGAAACAACAUCACGACGUCAUGCAGCUAACAUUAUGAUUCUCUCCCGCUCACCUAAACCGGGAUGCGUAUGUCCACCGCCAGGGAGGCCAAAUGGCAAUAAAAUAUUAGAAAUAAGCUCGGACUGUUUCAACUCUGUGAACGAGCUUUUACAUCUGUUCGUACACGUCCUCGGUCUGGAUCAUCAACAUAACAUGCAUGACCGUGACCUAUUUUUGCACAUCGUUUGGAACAAUCUGACUGCGGAAAUCGGACAAGAAAUGCAGCAAAAACUUCCACCGGCUGCUGCCGUUGGAUUUCCUUAUGAUUAUCAGAGCGUCAUGCAUUACCCGUGGCUUCAAAUAACAAACGGCGUCACCAAUAUAAUGUAUCCAAUAUGGAAUGAUGGCUGGGCAAUGGGCCACUGGCAAGGAUUAAGCGCGACGGAUGUCCAAAAAUUGAAUCUUAUAUACGCAAGACAAUGCGAUCAACGUACGGCAUUAGAGACCAUCAAUGAUGAC
Iphiclides podalirius (scarce swallowtail) is the source of this 2331-nucleotide messenger RNA. The record is from the annotation of a GenBank genome assembly. NCBI's taxonomy places the organism in Eukaryota, Metazoa, Arthropoda, Insecta, Lepidoptera, Papilionidae.